Molecule: messenger RNA, 3492 nt
Organism: Seriola dumerili (greater amberjack)
Lineage: Eukaryota; Metazoa; Chordata; Actinopteri; Carangiformes; Carangidae
Gene: ilrun
Exons: 5
Coding region: 91-942 (283 amino acids)
Biological process (GO): macroautophagy
Cellular component (GO): phagophore assembly site
Molecular function (GO): ubiquitin binding
Source: RefSeq, a predicted model, not a curated record
UAUGGCUGGACAAGGCCUCGGUCUAAACUGAGAGAGGACCCCCCCUCCCUCCCGUACUACCCCGUCUCCGCUACGGGACACCCGCCACCCAUGGAGGGCACGGACAUGGACGUGGACGCGGAACUCAUGCAGAAGUUCAGCUGCAUGGGUACCACGGACAAGGACGUCCUCAUUUCGGAGUUUCAGAGGCUGCUGGGCUUUCAGCUCAACCCAGCCGGCUGCGCCUUCUUCCUGGACAUGACCAACUGGAACCUUCAGGCUGCUAUUGGUGCAUAUUAUGACUUUGAAAGUCCCAAUGUCAACACGCCAUCUAUGUCCUUUGUUGAAGAUGUGACAAUUGGGGAAGGAGAGUCUGUUCCUCCAGAUACACCAUUCACAAAGACCUGGAGGAUACAAAACACAGGUGCAGAGUCGUGGCCGCCUGGAGUUUGUCUCAAGUACAUUGGUGGGGAUCAGUUUGGGCAUGUAAACACAGUUAUGGUGAAGUCCCUAGAUCCCCAGGAAAUAUCAGAUGUGAGUGUGCAGAUGCGAAGUCCCACAACUCCUGGCAUGUACCAGGGUCAGUGGAGGAUGUGUACAGCCACUGGGUUAUUCUAUGGAGAUGUAAUCUGGGUGAUUCUUAGUGUAGAAGUUGGAGGUCUCCUUGGCGUGACCCAGCAGCUCUCCUCCUUCGAGACAGAAUUCAACACCCAACCCCAACGGAACGUGCAGGGAGACUUCAACCCCUUUGCCUCGCCACAGAAGAACAAGCACGACGCCACCGACAACAGUUUCAGAGAUCCUGGCGGGGCCUGGGAACGCACACAAGAGCCAAUCCAGCAAGAUCAAAAUGGACUGUCUCAUAAUGCUGUUAAUAGGGCGUCAAAUGGUCUUCAAACUAAUCUUUCUGUGGUGACUUACGGUCAGGGUAUUCACGGACCCUAUCCAUUUGGACAGAGCUAGAAUGACAAAGACCCCCCCAUGGUGGAUGAUGAGCUGAACACCCUGGGAGUCGUUAAAUGUAGAGGAGUUGGAGGGGGGGAGGAACAGUUGUUUUAUACUGACUCAUGACGACCCUCUCCCCAACCCAUGGCCCUUUCCACAGAAACACAAAUUACAGUGAAGUGACGGAUUACAUCUGCUACAGUGAAACAUCCCACCUGACAUCAACACCCGGAUUCGCAUGUGUGAAUGCUUCAUUUACGAGUGCUAUAAACCCUUAAAAAUAGAUACACACAACUAUUUUUAUUUCCACUGUAAAACACAACUAAUUAAAGGGAAAAUCAACCCUAAACAAUCUACAUACAGUUUGGUAUUCCCAUGGGCAAUUGUUCUCUUCAGGGUUCCUACACAGAUCUGAAAAUUGUUGGAGCACAGUACAAAACUUAAUAGUGAUCAUAGAUAAUUUUGAGGCCUUAAAAAAAGACACAGAAGAAAUGUGGGAUGUAUGUUUUAUAUGGAAAAAAAAGUGUAAUCUUGUAUUCCUCACACCAAAUAAUUUCUAUUAGAAGUGUGUGGAGUAUUUCCAAACUCCUCUAAAUGACAGCCUUACACUGGUUUCACACACAAAUCUGGUGAAUAGUGUGGGAUGUUAAGCAAUCAGCGAGACCUCCUGUACCAGCCACUUGGUCACAGAUAAAUACAGCAGUUCACAAAAGACCACUACAGAAUUGUUUUAGAUCUUGGAUAAGUCGUCGUGCUUUUGCUGCAUUCCCAUACAGUAUAUACAUCUUGCAAGCAUUCACAACAUCUACCAGUAUCAAGUCAGAAGAAUCAGAGCUGUCAGAAAAGUCUGAAUCUUCAAGUCGUUAUUACGAAUUAGAUGUUGACUUGAGCGCUAUUUACAAGUUUGAAAUCAUGGUCGGUAUUAACAGGUCUGUUGAGUUUUGGUGUCUGGAGGAGUUAUUGCUGAAAUUUUUCUUUUAUGAUUUCAGGUCCAACAAUCUGAUAUACAUGGAUUACUGGAUUUAUUUUAUUCAGUCUCACAAAGGUUCAAAUCACUUGUCAUCUAGUCCAAAAAAGACAACUGGUGUUCACCCUUUCAGACUUGAACCUUAGUUGCUGACCCAGAUCACAUGACACUGAUGCACGUGUUUGCUGCAGCCUGUAAGAGGAAUUUUUUUAAUUACACUUAAGCGUUUGUCACUCUACAUAUUUCACUAUUUGCCCUUUUUGAGAAAAACUGGCUGUCACACCCAAAAACAACACUCUAAAUAGUUCCAGUGUUUCCUGUGAUACUUCCACAACAUUUAUUUCAUAAAACAACUUUACAUCUCUGUGUGAUUUAAGUAAAACAUAAUUCCAUACCAGUCAUAGCUGAAAGAAGUCUUAGUGUUCUUCUUUAGUGUAUUAAAGACGAGGGUAAAUUCCUUAAAUUUUUGCAAAAGAAAUAUGGAUGAUCCCUGUGUAGGAACCCCAUCUCUCCCAAAGAUAAAGUCCAGAGAACCAAGACACUAAUCUGUGCUGUCAUAAAAUGACACAGUCUGCUGGUGCUUGAUUCAGACUGCAUGGGACAAUGUGUGUGUGUGUUUGUUUUUUUGUUUUUUUUAGGGUGGGUUUUCGCUUUAAUUAGAUGCUGAAGCGCAGAAGGAUGCAAGUGAGUUUGAGCCAGUGAGGUGUGAGGAAGGGUUGAAAAAGCCAUCUAAAUCUAUUUUGCCUGGUGAGUGACUGUAGUUUUUGAGUCCAUGUCUACAGUAUGUGUACUAGAUAUAUAUAUGUAUGUGUGUGCGUGUGCGUGCGGCUGUGCAUGUAUGUUAAUGGUUUCUUUUUGGAUUUAACUGACAUAACAAUGGUGUAUACUACUUGGGGAAAGGAUGACGUGUCUAUUCACACACACAUCAAUACUGAGAGAGCUUUACUAGGUGUGUACCUCUGAAGUAUUGUUGAGCAAUUCUGCACCGUUUGGACGAACUGACUCACUAAUUGCCCUGAUGUUAUUUAUUUGCUGUCAUAUUGUGCAUUGCAGAUGCAAAAAGUCCCAUUUACAGCCAGCAGGUGGUGCUAAAAAUCAAAUGACCAACUUAAACUUGCCUUGAUAUACUGAGUACAUUGUGAAGAAGAGGCGAUGAGUUGUAGUUGGAUGGUAGCAAGUCAAUUUGAAUAUGAAAAUUAAUGGUUUGCAUCAGCAUUAUUAGCACUGAUGUUCUGUUACUGCUAUUUGCACAACACUGUCCACCACUGCUAAUGACGAAAAGUAGUGAUUUUUGACCUAUUGUGUGGAUUCUUUUUCCAGUAAGUUUCAUUGGUUUGUUUUGCUAAUCUUCUCGACCCAAAAUGCCUAUGUUCUUCAGAGCUUUAAGUUUUGUUAUUAAACAUCACUUUCAUCGCUGCACCAGUGUCUGAUCUUAAAAAAAAUAAUACUGAUUGAAUUUAGGUUUUGCAUAUCUGCAAAUGAGUUUGUCUGUUGUCACACCUGAGUUUUUACUUAAGUUUUGUUAUGUUCAUUAUGUCAGACAAUGGAUUUGAUUAUGUAUUUUGGCUUAAAAAUAAAAUGGAAAAGGUUUGUUGAUAGAA